AAUUAACAACUGUCAAUUGGUUUUUGAGUUUUCAUUUUUGGAGAAAAUAUCGCGGUACAACAGAACAGAAGAUUUAAAUUAAUUUAUUUAAAAAAAUAUCAAUUAAAAAUGGAAUUUAAUAGCUCUGGUGGUAUGCGAAGCCCUUUUUCACCUCGAGUUAGACAGUCAAUUGGCGGCCGGAGACCUGUAGGACUUGGUUCAGCUAAAAAGAAUCAGAGCAAAUUCAUGCAGUCCAUGGAGCAGCAGCCUGGCGAUAUAAUAUACAAGACACCUCUAAGCACCAUUGAAACUUUUGGAAUGCCCUUGCCUGUCAUGGUGACUGAAACACUAACUUUUGCAAGUGGGGAUGUGAGCGUGCGCAUGUCCCCGUGCGGCUGGUGCUGGGUGGUGGCGGGGCGCCGCGUGCUGGCGUGGCCGCGGGAGCCGGCCGCGGCCCCCGGCGCUCCGGCCGCCGCCAGGGAACUGACGCUGCCACAGACUGACUUGGCGCACAAGGCUGAUCUAGUUGUGCUGUUCUAUGAGGAGGGGGCGCAGAUGCCCUCCUGUAUCGGGGUAUCGCCAGAGGGCGUGGUGCGCUACUGGCCCUGCGUGGGCACGGAGGGCGCCUACACCGACGUGUCGUGCGAGCUGGCGGGGCAGGAAUGCGACCGCCUCACUGAAGCCAAGGACGGCCUGCUACUAGCCACCACCACCUGUACUCUUGUCAGGAUCACUACUAGCAAGGAGGGUCGUCCGACGGUGGUUUGCCAGACUCUGCGACCCCCCAGUGGCUGGCUCGGAGGCAUCGGUCGGAAGGUCUCACUACUCUUCUUCGGCUCCAUGCCCGCCCAUGCUGAUACGAAAUUGGUGGGGGUGGUGGUUCUCCCGGCGACCACCAACACGGAAAACCCAGAAGGAGAAGAGGAUGAAUGUAUAGCCUUGCUGGCGGGGGGGCCGCUGCUGCAACUGUGGUGCGGGGCUGAAGUCAACGAGCAUAACCUGAGGAGGCCACUGUCCGAAGCCUUCGCUAGGUCACAUUUAGCACCACAAGGGGAUCUGAACAGCCUGGAGAUCAUGGCGCUGGACGUGCACGCGCACGGGCCGCGCGGCUUGUUGCUGCUGCUUGCGGCCGUGAACGUGGCGCGCUCGCCGGAGAUGAGAUACGCACUCGCUCACAUAAGCGUGGAGCAGAGAGACCGCGCUCGGGUAGUGUCGCUGUGUGCGGUGCGAGUGCCGCGGGACGACGAGCCGCCCAAGUGUCUGCCGCUGCCCACGCGCCCGCUGCUCUACACCUCCACUUACGUGGCCUGCUUCUCGCCAUCAGCAACGGAGAAGGCGGAGUACGUGGACGUGUCAGCAGAAGCAGACCGCAUCCUGGGCGCGGCGUUCUGCGACGGUCUGCCGCUGCUGUUCAGCCGCAAGCACGGCGUGCUGCUGCUACGCGCUGCGGAGCCGGGCCCGCAGCAUCACCACACGCCGUCACUCUGCGACAGUCCGAUGGGGUCGCCGUGUCCGUCCGAUAUGUACGACAGCAACCUAGCGCUCUACGAAAUUGAUCCGCAUGAGGUGAGUGCAAUGAGCACAGACGCAGUGGGCAAGUUGAAGAGUGCAUUCCUCUUCCACGUGCGUGGCGACGCAAGUUCAGCCGCGCGGCUGACCGCAGAGCUGUUUCCGCGCACGGAGCCGCACAGCGACGCGCCGCUGGACCGCACGGUUCUGGCUUUAGCUCAGGAUAUGCUGGACGACGCGCCCGCUGGCGAUCCUAGGUGGAAGCUCCGUUCUGGCGGAGCGACGCGCGUGGCGCUGGGCAGCUCGGCCGCGCUGCAGACCGCGGCGCAGCUGCGCGACAAGCAGCGCGCCUUCUCCCUGUUCCUCGACUUCUUGCGCGCGCACAACCUGUGGCGGAGACUCGGCACUGUGACCAGGGAAAACGAGGAAGGUACAGUCAGUACGCAAUACGAGCUGUGUUCGCUCGGCGAGAGACUGGCGGCCGCGCGCGCCUUGCAGCGCCUGCAUCAAGAGGGGGCACACUUAGUGGACGCGGCGCUGCAUCGGGUGACAGCGAGCGCGGAGAGCGAAAGUCCGGACAGUCCGGAAGGCGAGGAGCCGGAGGUGCUGCAAGCUUUGCGCAGCGGCGCGCUCUCAGCCGCAGACGUGUGCUUCCGCCGCGUCACGCGCAUCGCCCGCGUGCUGCGCGCGCUGGCCGAGCUGCCGCCGCCCGCGCACGACCCGCGCGCCGCCGCCCACCACGCGCUGCACGCACUCACUGCGCUCGCGACAGCGCUGAGUGAGAUGCAGAAGUGCCGCGCGCAGGCGCCGUCGCGGCCCGCGCCGCCGCUCGGCCCGCGCUCGCUGCUCUCUUCCUUAGCACAUCUACACAAGCGCGCAGUCUCCGAGUGCGGCCACAAAUGCGAGGACAUAAACCUGCGCGCCCAGGUGCUGGAGGCGGCUGCCACGCUGGCGGACUUGCUGCUGAGCGAGGCGGACCCGCUCCGACACUCCUCGCGCACCAUCCAUCUGUACGAGCGCAUGCGCACAGAGACCAUACAGCCUUACAUCCAGGAAGGUCAGAUCGAGAGAGCAGCGGUACUGGCUGAGAAGUUCAAAGACUUCGAUUUGCUGAUCGAAAUGUGUGUGCAGCGAAACGACAUGCAGCGACUUUACGGAUACAUUGAUAAAUACGCAGAUGAGGGUAUGGCAGAAAAAGCAUUCGCCUGGCUUGCUUCCCGUGGUGGCUCUCAGUGUGCGUUACUCCUGCGCUCUCUGGGCUCGAGAGCGGGUGACAGGCUUCGGUCGUGGCUAGCGGCCGCGCCUGACCGCUUAUCCCUUCGUGCACUGCAUCAUUUAGCUGCGGGCGAUACUGUGCCGGCCGCUAAACUAUACGCCGAAAUGGCUGAACAGGAGACAUACUCCGUCGCAAGAAUGUCCACAAUGGCGUCAAUAGCCAAGCUGUGCCUAUUGGCUGGGGACGAGCCCGAGCCCCAACACUCUGAAACGUGGCAGAAGGCCGAAUGUCGGCUAUCGCUGGCCGAACAGCACUACGCGUUACCGCGCGAGCUGCGCCUCCACCACGGCUUGGACGACGAUGAGAAUACCAGGGUUCUGGAACCUGAGGAGCUGGUGCAGAUGUACAUCGACUCGGCGAGUCGCUCGCUGACGGAGUACGACUACAAGAAGGCGUUGGAUCUCACGGACUUCGUGCAGGACAUGGAGCGGAGAGACGAGCUGCGACUGAGGGUGUGGUGUGCUUGCAUCCUGCGUGACGACUGGUCGGUGUGUCGCGUGGACGCGCCCGCCGCCGAGAUGCAGGACAAGAUGUUCUUCCGUCUGCUCGACUUAGUACAUCUUAUGGGUGGCGAUCUGGAGCUUUUGCUCCCGCCAGUGGAAGACAUCCUGACGGCCCCGGAACUGGCGGAGCUGGUCUCCGACCCUCGGUUCCACUUCCUCAUCAAGUACGGCUACGAGUGCGUCGACGCCACCAGAAACGACCACAUCGUUGACGCGGACUCCACUUAGAUCCUCUUUCGCCUUCGCCAUGUGACCGAGAGAUCUGUCAAAGCCUAUACUAGUAUAUAACGAAAGCGGUGUAUAAUACGGGGUUUCAACGGCGCGAUUUUAAAUAAUCAACUGCUAAAUUGCAUGCCAUUCGAACUGUAUGAACAGACGUUCAAUCGAAUUUCAGCAAAUACAGUAGCCCGAAGCAAAUAGAUCGACCUUUAGAAAGGAAUUUCGGCUUCGUAGAGCGUUGUCUCUGACACUCAUAUUUAUGUGACGUUUUGUCGUUAUCAACGACAGAGACAACGCUCUACGAAUCCGUUAUCUCUUUCUAAAGGUCGAUGUACAAUAUUUUGUGCCGGGUGCUGCACUUGUUUUUGCAGCCCGCGGAUUUCUGUUAGAUUUGUUCUUAGCCUAAGUUAAAAUAGUACAAGUUCUCACCAUUCGAUGAUGUUCAGUCAGACUGAUCUAGGUGUAGGUACACAGGUUAGCAAUCGUACAGUUAAGAAAAUAAUAUUUUAAUAUACAGGAUGUAACCAGAACGCUAGCAAAAACGAAGAAGCUGAUGAUUACUGAUAAUGAUACCACAAAAAAAAACGCGAAAAAAAACUGUAUUUUUUAAAGUUUACAA
Messenger RNA from Maniola jurtina (meadow brown), 4105 nucleotides. It is a transcript of the gene Nup133, whose product is annotated as nuclear pore complex protein Nup133. The record is from RefSeq and is a predicted model, not a curated record. Gene Ontology annotation, cellular component: nuclear pore outer ring. Gene Ontology annotation, molecular function: protein binding; structural constituent of nuclear pore. NCBI's taxonomy places the organism in Eukaryota, Metazoa, Arthropoda, Insecta, Lepidoptera, Nymphalidae. Gene Ontology annotation, biological process: transcription-dependent tethering of RNA polymerase II gene DNA at nuclear periphery; protein import into nucleus; poly(A)+ mRNA export from nucleus. Bases 109 to 3495 code for a protein of 1128 amino acids. The transcript has 22 exons.